GCAAAAAUGGAUGACUUCAUUGAUUAAAAUCAUAAGACCAUGGAGGGGAAGCUUAUGCGUACAGUGCAGUACAAUGGCUAUGGCGGUGGAGCUUCCGCCUUGAAGCAUGUUGAAGUUCCUGUUCCUAGGCCUGGUAAAGAUGAAAUGCUGCUGAAAGUGGAAGCGGCGAGCAUUAACCCUAUUGACUGGAAAAUUCAGAGCGGCAUGCUUCGCCCUUUGUUCCCUCGGAAAUUUCCUAUGAUACCUGGCGGUGAUGUUGCCGGAGAAGUGGUUGAGGUUGGGGAGGGAAUUAAAAACUUCAAACCCGGUGAUAAAGUUAUCACCGUGCUGAACCCAACUUCAGGAGGUGCAAUGGCAGAGUACUGUGUGUGCAAGGAGACUUUAGUAGUUCUGAGGCCUCCCGAAGUCUCCACGGCCAAAGGCGCAGCCCUCCCCGGCGCAGGCCUAACAGCUCUAACAGUCAUCACCGAAACUGUGGGGAUUAAACUCGACGGAAAGGGCCCCCAAAAGAACAUCCUGAUCACAGCAGCCUCAGGCGGCGUCGGUCUUUACGCUGUUCAAAUUGCAAAGAUGGGGAACGCUCACGUCACAGCCACGUGCGGUGCCCGUAACAUCGAUUUAGUGAGAAGCCUCGGAGCAGACGAGGUUCUCGAUUACAAGACCCCAGAAGGAGCUGCUCUGAAAAGUCCUUCGGGCAAGAAGUACGACGCAGUGAUCCACUGCGCUACUGCUACGCCAUGGUCAGUCUUCGAGCCGAACCUCAGCCCGAAUGGGAAAGUGUUCGAUCUCACUCCCAAGUUUGCCGCCUUCUGCACCGUCGCCUUGCAGAAAAUCACCUUCUCGAAGAAACAGCUGGUGCCGUAUUUCCUCGCGAUUAAACCGGAGAACUUGCAGUCCGUCAUCGAGUUAGCGAAAGAUGGGAAACUGAAGACGGUGAUCGACUGUGAGGUUCCUCUGAGUAAAGCUGAGGAUGGUUGGGAUAAGUCGAUGAGCGGCCAUGCCACCGGUAAGAUCAUCGUCAAGCCUUAAUUUAGAAAACUAAAUUUCAAUCUUGUUGUGGUGUGGUCUGGUGUGAUCUGAUGUUAUGUUGAAGAAUUUUUAGUUGCAAGAAAGUUGGCUGUAUGGUUGUUUGGUUUAUAGAUCAUAUGUAUGUAUUUACAAAGAGUCGAGGAUGUUUUCUGCACUCUGUCAGUUUAUUUUUUAUAUGCUUUAAUUUAGUAGUCUUGUUAAUUUCUGUUC
Andrographis paniculata is the source of this 1239-nucleotide messenger RNA. Its product is annotated as chloroplast envelope quinone oxidoreductase homolog. The coding region runs from base 40 to 1029 and encodes 329 amino acids. The transcript is spliced from 4 exons. Lineage: Eukaryota; Viridiplantae; Streptophyta; Magnoliopsida; Lamiales; Acanthaceae. Gene Ontology annotation, molecular function: oxidoreductase activity. The record is from RefSeq and is a predicted model, not a curated record.